Molecule: messenger RNA, 1104 nt
Organism: Poecile atricapillus (Black-capped chickadee)
Lineage: Eukaryota; Metazoa; Chordata; Aves; Passeriformes; Paridae
Product: serine/threonine-protein kinase pim-1-like
Exons: 7
Coding region: 1-1104 (367 amino acids)
Biological process (GO): protein autophosphorylation
Cellular component (GO): cytoplasm
Molecular function (GO): ATP binding; protein serine/threonine kinase activity
Source: RefSeq, a predicted model, not a curated record
AUGAUCAACUUUGAUUCUGGCACCUUCUUCAAAGACACACUCCACGCCCAAUUUGCAGUUUCCCUCUCCCCUUGCCCGCCCGGGACAUGUCCCCGGCCCGCUCCUGGCCACGGCCCCGGCGCCGGCCCCGGCCCCGACCGCGGCCCCGGGCGUCCUGUCCCGCUCUCGCCACCGCCCGGCUCCAGCCGAGCUGGCGCUGGCGCUUCUGGGCGGGCCUCAGUGCCUGGGGCUGGGGCGGUAUCAUCGCCCUUUGGCUCCGCCUGCUUCGAGCCCUGCCCCGGCCCUGGGAAGGCGCAGGAGGCCCUGCAGCAGCGCUACAGGAUCGGCACGCUGCUGGGGCGCGGCGGAUUCGGCAGGGUUUUCUUGGCCACUCGGCUCUCGGAUGGCGCCCCGGUGAGCAGAGGGGCCAGCGGCGGGCGGAGGAGGAGGAGGGGGCAGAGAAGGCGAAGGGGGCGGAGGAGUAGGAUGGGGCUGGACACGGUGGCCAUCAAAAAGGUGCCACGGAACCGCAUCCGGCGCUGGGGCGAGCUGCCCGACGGCUCCAGCGCACCAUUGGAGAUAGUGCUGCUGGACAAGGUGUCCACAGGCUUCUCCGGUGUGGUGCAACUGCUGGAAUGGUUUGAGCUCCCCAAGCACAUCGUAAUGGUGCUGGAGCGCCCAGAGCGAUGUGAGGACCUGCGGCGCUACAUUCGGGCACGGAUAUUCCUGUCCGAGGAAGAGGCGCGGGAGCUUUUCCGGCAGGUUCUGGAGGCCGUGCGGCACUGCACCAGCUGCAGGGUCCUUCACAGAGACAUCAAACCAGAGAACAUCCUGGUAGACCUGGACACCGGCGAGGCAAAAUUGAUUGACUUUGGCUGUGGCACCUACCUGCAGGACACAGCCUACACACAAUUUGCAGGAACACGAUCAUACAGACCCCCGGAAUGGACCAACUUCGGAUGGUACCAUGGCGAGGCAGCAACCGUCUGGACCCUGGGCAUCCUGCUGCAUGAGAUGGUCUGCGGGAAGCACCCUUUCAGGAGGGGCUGGAACAUCAGCUGGGGCCAUCUCCUGCUGCCACAACAGCUCUCCCAAGUGACAGCCAGGCCCUGGGCAGAACCCUGA